Messenger RNA from Helianthus annuus (common sunflower), 874 nucleotides. RefSeq names its product stromal cell-derived factor 2-like protein. NCBI's taxonomy places the organism in Eukaryota, Viridiplantae, Streptophyta, Magnoliopsida, Asterales, Asteraceae. The transcript has 6 exons. Bases 66 to 713 code for a protein of 215 amino acids. The record is from RefSeq and is a predicted model, not a curated record.
AACUUCACAAAGAAAGCUUUAUCACACACACUUUAUUUUCCGGCCGGUGUUUUCUUGUGUGCACCAUGACAACAUCAUCUUUCUUUGGUCUCGCUAUCUUACUCUUCCUAACUCUACACUCGGAUACCGUCUAUGCCGCCACUUCUGAAGGCGUAGAGAUUACUUAUGGGUCAGUGAUCAAGUUGAUGCACGAACGAACAAAAUUUCGACUACAUUCACACAAUGUGCCAUAUGGAUCUGGCAGUGGGCAGCAAUCCGUUACUAGUUUUCCAAAUGUAGAUGAUAUCAAUAGCUACUGGAUUGUUAGACCUGAGGCCGAUACAUACGUUAAACCUGGAGACAACAUAAAAAGUGGGUCCGUCAUUCGGUUGCAACACAUGAGAACCAGGAAAUGGCUCCAUAGCCACUUGCAUGCUUCACCAAUAUCAGGCAACCUUGAGGUGAGUUGCUUUGGAGAUGAUGGUAAUUCAGAUACCGGAGAUUAUUGGAGAAUUGAAAUUGUGGGGAGCGGGAAAACAUGGAGACAAGAUCAACGAAUAAGGCUUCUCCAUGUCGACACAAGUGGAUAUCUACACACCCAUGAUAAGAAAUUUAGUCGCAUUGCUAUCGGUCAACAAGAGGUUUGUGGUGUUAGGGAGAAACGAGCUGAUAAUGUUUGGUUGGCAGCAGAAGGCGUAUAUCUUCCAACAAACGAAAGCAAAGCGGCAGUGUAGUUUGCCAGUUAGUUAUUUACAGUUAUAGUUUUGUUUCUGGAAGUGAGAAGCUAAUCUUAUUGUGGGUCACAAGAUGUAAUAAUGUGUUUAUUAUCAGUCUGCUUAUUAAAGUUUCUGUAUUGCUGGUUCUUCAUAGUUCACCAUCGCAUUUCAAACAUUCA